UCUGUGGGUGUGUGGAGAGGAGGUGUGUGAUUUUACUGUUAUCCAUCGAGGCCGUGUGCGAAUUUUCCAUUUGAUUGUUUGGUUUGUGUGUGUGCUUGUGUUUGUAUGUGCCUGUGUGUCUAGAUGUGUGUUGGUAGAUUUGCUUAUAUGUGUGGCUUGUGCUUGUGUGCUUGUGUUUGUAUAUGUAUGUGUGUCUAGAUGUGUGUGGCUUGUGUGUCUGUGUGCGUGGUAUGUGUAUCUUUUUGCAUUUAAGUUCACUUGUGUGUAAGUACCUGUUUGAAUGUGCACCUGUGUGUUUUUUUGUGUUUGGGUAGGCAUACCUGUGGGUGAGUGUGAGUGCACGUGUGUGUGUGUGUGUGUGUGUGUGUGUGUGUGUGUGUGUGUGUCCUAUAGGGGCACUGUGUGGGUAGGUGUGGGAACACCUGUGUGUGGGAAAGUGUUGACUCUAGGAGUCAACUUGACCAUUGUACCUAAGGUAGCAUUUAUGUUUGUUACCAAUAAUGUUCUCCUGUUGUGAAAAGGAGUGUGCAGAACUUGUAGAUAAUUGUACAGAGUUCGUGGAGGAUUAUGCAGGGCUCAGAUCUAACUCCAGCCUCCUGGAUCCAGAGAGCUUCUACUCGCAGUAUGUGGUCUUGAAGACCAUUGGCAGUGGAGCCUUUGCCAAAGUAAAACUGGCCCACCACCGCCUCACAGGCACCCCAGUGGCUGUCAAAGUACUUCAGAAGAGGAAGAUGUGGUGCUUUGCAGUCAUGAAUGAGGUAAAUAUUAUGAAGCUGAUGAACCACCCCAACAUCAUCUCCCUUCUCCAAGUGAUUGAGGCUGACAAGAGAACGUACCUCAUCAUGGAGCUGUUUGAGGGAAAAGAACUUUAUAAGUACGUCCAAAAGGCUGGCCACCUGCAGGAGGACCAUGCCCGGGGGAUCUUCAGGCAAAUCCUAAGUGCUGUGAGUUACUGCCAUAAGCAGGGAGUAAUUCAUCGGGACCUGAAACCAGACAACAUCAUGGUAGAUGGGAACGGAAAAGUCAAAAUCAUUGACUUUGGCCUUGGCACCCAACUCAAGCCUGGGCAAAAUGUUGGAUUUUUCAUUGGGCCUUAUGCCUUUUGUGCUCCGGAACUCUUACUUGAACUUUGUCAUGGGCCCAAGGCCGACAUAUGGGCCUUGGGCGUGGUCCUAUAUUUCAUGGUGGUCGGAAAACUCCCAUUUUGCGCUGUCAUCUCGCCAGAGCUCAAAAUGCAGAUUGUGAAAGGGAAUUAUACCGUCCCCUUGGGCCUGUCAAAAGAACUCCAGGACCUGCUCAGCCUCUUAAUGAGAGUCAACCCCAAGCGUAGGCCAACAGCAGAUGAAGUGAUGACACACUCCUGGCUUAGGAAAGACACGGAGGCUUCACCGAAUGACUGUGAAGAAAUGGUCCCCAGCUUGCCCGACCCUGCAAUUGUGAAAGCCAUGGAACGGAUUGGGUUCCAAGCCCAGGACAUCAAAGACUCAUUAUGUCACAGGAAAUUCGACCAGACCAUGGCGUCCUAUUGCUUACUGCAAAGGCAGGCUCUCCAGGGGCCUAGCUGCACAACCUCAGCUCAACCCGUGAACCCGGGGUUGGCGCCAUUCCCUUCCCUAGAGGACCUUAUUGCUUUCCCUCUACCACUCAGGAGGAGGAGCAGUGAGCCCACCCUUGGCAUUUUGCUCAGAGGAUCACCCACUAGUGGUCAGUUGUCUGCCUAUGGCCAGCAGGCAGGUCAAAGAGGAGACAGAAGGGCCACAGAGUACGCCAUUCCUCUCCACACGCCACUCCAGAGGACACUCACUUUGGACCAAGACCACCAACGCUCCAAGAGUGCCCCCUGCAUUUACUCAAGGAGUACCAGCAGUGAUAACACAGAAGAUGACUUAUGCCCCCACAGCGCCUCAGCAAAGGGCAAGUCCACCCGAAGCUGGGGCCAGCCUCGAGGCUUGAGGGCAUGGACAAGGGGGAUAGAAGAUGCCAUGAUGAGACUGUGCUGCUGUUGUCCAUCAAGGAAAUCUCACCAGGGGCAGAACAGAGUCUCCCCUCAGAAAUGAGGCACAAGGAGGGUGUCUGGAGAACAAGCAGCAGGCGUGGCCCAGAGUUCUCCGGAGGAUGCAGAAGGCCACCCACAGUUCUGCAGCCGUGGUGUUGGAGAGGACUCAUGUAUGGACCGAGACCUGCAGACGGAACCAUGCAGAAAGCCCAUGAUGUCCUGUGUCCGUGCCCUGCUCAGGGCUCCAGCCAGGAGGAAGGGAGCAAAUGAUGGAAUCCUGGGCCGCAGGAAUUCUGCAAGGACCCUGCCCCUCAAGGCAUCCAUAGUCAGGGGGCAGGAGCUGAAAACGUGUCCAAAGUCUACCCAGGUCACGUGAGACCCCUCUUCUCCCGGCACUUCCCUGCCUCACUGUUAGCAGACAUUAAAGUUCUUGAAGUGUUUGUCAUGAAUCUUAGAAUAAAGUGAUGUUUGUGAAAGAUGA
Molecule: messenger RNA, 2477 nt
Organism: Peromyscus maniculatus bairdii (prairie deer mouse)
Lineage: Eukaryota; Metazoa; Chordata; Mammalia; Rodentia; Cricetidae
Product: sperm motility kinase 2B-like
Biological process (GO): protein phosphorylation; intracellular signal transduction
Cellular component (GO): cytoplasm
Molecular function (GO): protein serine/threonine kinase activity; ATP binding
Source: RefSeq, a predicted model, not a curated record